Messenger RNA from Thunnus maccoyii (southern bluefin tuna), 2755 nucleotides. RefSeq names its product tRNA methyltransferase 9B (gene trmt9b). The record is from RefSeq and is a predicted model, not a curated record. Gene Ontology annotation, molecular function: S-adenosylmethionine-dependent methyltransferase activity; tRNA binding. The transcript is spliced from 4 exons. Gene Ontology annotation, biological process: tRNA wobble uridine modification. Gene Ontology annotation, cellular component: nucleus; cytoplasm. Lineage: Eukaryota; Metazoa; Chordata; Actinopteri; Scombriformes; Scombridae. Bases 276 to 1562 code for a protein of 428 amino acids.
UGAGACUCAACAUGCUGGCAGCCACAGACGACAGGUAUUCCUUUCCGCUCACGUUAUCUGUCCUCACAAUGUCGUUGAUAAUGUGCUCGGUACCGCUGUGCCGAGCGCGUGCCUGUGAUUGUAAUGGCAGAUCGAUCAUAUAGAGAUCAAUCGCACGUGCAGAGAGGGAAGUUUACCUCCAGCGACCUGCGGAUAGAGGCGGAUAAUUGUGCGGCGGUUCACACAUUAAACGGCACGAUGCUGUGAGACCGCUGCAUGAGGCAGCCUGGACGAUCAUGAUGGAGGAGGCUGCCAGCCAGCUCGAGAGAGAUCAUGUGCACAGUGUCUACGACAAGAUUGCUCCAUAUUUCAACGACAGCCGCUAUAAAGCCUGGCCGAAGGUUCGACAGUUCCUGCUGGACCUGCAGCCGGGGAGCAUCAUCGCUGACAUAGGCUGUGGCAAUGGCAAGUAUCUCCACAUCAACAAGGAGGUGUUCAAGCUGGGGUGCGAUGUUUGUCGCCCCCUGGUGGACUUUGCCUGGAGUCAAGGACACGAAGUCCAGAUGUGCGACGGGCUGCAUUUGCCUUAUAGAGACGGCUGCUUCGAUGCUGUGCUUUCUAUUGCAGUCAUCCAUCAUUUGUCCACCAAAGAACGUCGUAUUCGAGCAAUAAAGGAGAUGGCUCGCACUCUGCGAGUGGGUGGACGCAUCAUGAUCUACGUGUGGGCCAUGGAGCAGAAGCGUCGUAAAUUUGAGAAACAGGACAUCUUCGUUCCCUGGAACCCCAACCCUCAUUUGCCCUCCAGCUUCAACAGGGACCAUGCCAAACCCAGAAGGAGGGGCACAGCACAGAGCGUGAGUGAAGCCAUAGACAACGCCGACAAGCACAGGAAGGUUAGAAGCACAUCCUCAGUGGUAGAUGAAGAAGAGUUGACCUGCACCACACCACAGCAGAGAACACAGAGACUGUGGUUCUUUUCAAGAUCUCUGGACUCUGUGUUUGACUUUGGAAGUUUAGCCAUCUCCCGGUCGUCCUCUAGAGACAUGAGCACUUUAUCCUCUCCCACAGGGGAAAAUGAGGGGAACAAGGCCGGCCAGCGCGGGAGAGGACAUGGCCUCAUCAAGCAGGUCUCAAGCUUCUUUUACUCUCCAUCUGUAAUCGGAUCAGAGGAGGACGUCUUUGACUCGGUCACAGAUCUGCACAAGGGGCAAAAAGAUCCUGGAGGCAACAGCACCUCCACCAACGGCACAGAAAACCAGUGUGUCUCUGUAUCUUUAGCCCAGGAGUGUGGCUCUCUGGCUCUGCCAGACCUAGUUCCUUUCCAGAAGGAGCAUCUGAAGCAGUCUGGAGAGGAGAGUGACGGAGGGCCGCGGGGAAAAGAGCAGCAGGAAAGCACACAGAGUCCUCAGGGGAGCGAGGGGCAGGUGGAAGGAUCUUGCCUGAGGUACUAUCAUGUCUUCAGGGAGGGAGAACUGGCAGAGCUGAUAGAGAAUCACGUUGAAGAGCUUCAUGUCAAACACACCUACUUUGAUCAUGCUAACUGGUGUGUGGUGGCAGAGAAAGUUCAGUUAUGGAGAAUAUAAUUUUAACUUGUGUUUUAUUUUGCAUUGUCUCUGCCUCAAGUUUUAGCACUGAAUCACACAUUUGAUGAUUAUUACAUUCUUGUAACUGUAUAGUAUAUAAAUAUACAGGUGUAGCCAUUGUUGAAGUUCCACAUUUUUGGGAUAAUUACAACACUAAACUAAAUCUCCCAUUGCUGCAAUACUGUACUUAACUGUUUGGAAAUUCAGAUUUUUAAAAAAAAAUGCUCUUGGGAGUUUUUAGUAAUCCCGGAACCAGAUGUGCGGCUGACCUAUCCAUAUCUAGCAUUAAAUGUUAUUUUAGAUGCACACAGGAUGGUGGUGUUCAACAAUGGCUACUACUGUAUACCACGUUUUUAAAGUAUUUAUUACAUUUUAAGACAAGAAACCAACUAGCAGUAUCCAGAUAUCCAGUGUGUAUUCUAAGUGUCAAGCGUUAGUUUUUAUUAUCAAACCACAGUGAACUUCAGUGCUGCUAAUGAUUCUAGCUCUUUUAAAAUAGCAUUUCUGCAAGGGAGAUGUUAAGAAAUGCACUGUUUUCCUAUUUGGACUUUUAAUAUUAGCCAAUAAGGAGUUUGUGAGACAGAAGUAUACUCUUCCAUCUGCUCUUAAAUGUUUUAAUUUUGCCUGUUUUACAAUUGCACGUUCCUAAACUCUGCGUACGAGCAGCUAAACUUGCAGCAAGUAUCUGUUGUGUACAUUUUGUUGGAUAUUUCUGUAAACUGCUCGUGUAAUCUAUCAUCAACACUAUUAUAAGAAGAGCUCAAAAGUUGUGCAGAAUAUCUUCCAAAACAUUUGUGCCAUUUGCCUGCUGUGUUUAACUCUCCGAGAUGUUGCCAGUCUGUGCGCUUGAUGUUGAUGUUUGUAAUACUUAUGCGUAUUUUCUUGUGUUAAAGCUGAAUGUACCACUGGUGUGGUUCAGCAUAUCAACUGCCUCAUAUACUGUGAAUAAACAUUGCACUGUACCACAAGUAUGCCGCUGCUUGAUGUCAGUGAGUGACAUAAAAAUAGGGGAAACUUGAAACAUACUGGUUAUCUGUACCCAUUGUGCUGGGGAAGCUGCAUAUCCUUAUCAGUACAGUAUGUGUGGACCAACUGUGUUUGUUCUGAAAUGACACUGCGACUUUGAUGUCUUCUGUGACCUGAUGUAAAUAGUUUGAAUUUGUUCUUUCUUUAUUAAAUAUUUUUGUUCAUGA